Macroventuria anomochaeta is the source of this 591-nucleotide messenger RNA. Its product is annotated as RBP11-like subunits of RNA polymerase. The record is from RefSeq and is a predicted model, not a curated record. Gene Ontology annotation, biological process: DNA-templated transcription. Gene Ontology annotation, cellular component: RNA polymerase III complex; RNA polymerase I complex. The transcript has 4 exons. Gene Ontology annotation, molecular function: DNA binding; protein dimerization activity; DNA-directed RNA polymerase activity. NCBI's taxonomy places the organism in Eukaryota, Fungi, Ascomycota, Dothideomycetes, Pleosporales, Didymellaceae. Bases 82 to 477 code for a protein of 131 amino acids.
AUCACCACGAACCACGCAGAUCGCUGUUACUGGAUCCAGAGAUUACUCAAAAAUAAAGAAAGAGCAAGGAAACCGAGAAAAAUGCCGUCUGCUACAGAAGAGAAGGUUGCGCCCAAGAUUAUCGACCCUGCGUCUGAGCACGGCGAUGAAAUCGAUGCCUCGGUAGACCGCGACAGGAUACGUGUCCUGGCGGGAGCCACCGAGAGCGCUGCUUCAUUUCAGUUUGACGGCGAGGACCACACACUCGGCAAUGCGCUGAGAUAUAUCAUCAUGAAGAACCCUGAUGUCGAGUUCUGCGGUUACUCUAUUCCUCACCCCUCAGAGACAAAGAUGAACCUGCGCAUCCAGACAUACGACAACGUCAGCGUAUAUCAAGUCUUGGAGAAGGGCCUUGAGGACCUGAUGAACAUGUGCGAUGUAGUCACUGAGAAGUUCACUGUCUCGAGAGAGGAGUUUAUCAACCAGAUGGAGCAGUAGAGUGUCAGCGCCUCUAAGCGAGGUUGGACAAGGGUCAUUGCAUUGCAGGCGUUCACGGAUAGCAUCUACGGAUCGGCGCACGAAAAAGGAAAUGGUAUUGUGACAAAGCUAUAC